Pseudocercospora fijiensis CIRAD86 is the source of this 1062-nucleotide messenger RNA. RefSeq lists its product as uncharacterized. The transcript has a single exon. NCBI's taxonomy places the organism in Eukaryota, Fungi, Ascomycota, Dothideomycetes, Mycosphaerellales, Mycosphaerellaceae. The record is from RefSeq and is a predicted model, not a curated record. The coding region runs from base 18 to 848 and encodes 276 amino acids.
GGAAUGUUCAACAGCAGAUGACAGAAGUCCGCAUGCGCAUGGAACGUGUCCAGAAUCUAUUGGCAGAGUCGCUUAGCAUUCAGGACGGGAAGCGCUCUAUCGAAGAAGGAAAACGUGCUAGACUUGCAGACGAACGCGCCAACCUUGCAGCCAAAGAGGACAAACAUCUUGCCCGCAUAACCACUCUUGCGACGAUAUUCAUUCCCCUGCAAUUCACAUCCGGCUUCCUGAGUAUCAACAAUGACUUCGGCCAAAAGACACGAGUCAUCUGGCUCUUCUUCAUAAUCGGCGUCGCCUUGACAGUCCUUGCUCUUUUCGCAGUCGCCGCGGCCAAUGUGGACGACCGGCCUGAAGAUGCUGAUAAGUCGAUGUUCAAACGAGCAGGACUCAGGAUCUUGGUGGUUCUGCGAUUUCGCGAAAAGCCAGUCAAAGCCAAGCAGGAACCUCCAACAGCUUCCCAAGAGUCCAUUCAACCGAUGAAUGAUUUACGUCCCGGUAAUACGCAUGUUGUCAUCGAUACUUCGUCCACUCCGAAUGGUUUUCUUGGAAGUCGUCCCCGACGGGAACAAGGCAAUUUCGCAAGCUCAACGUUGGCAGCGUCGUCCGCUGCAGCACCCCAAGCGCGGCCACUGAAUAUAUCAGCUUCGACGCCGGUAUUGUCAUCUCAGACUAAUCUGCGAACUUCGCAAACUGCUCAAUCUGGAGAGCCUCAAAGCAGUACCGUGAUGCAGCGUAACGCAGAUUUACGAGCGAUACCGUCCCGCGGUUCAGGUGGACAGGCUUCGGCGGGUGCUCAGGAUACAAGAUGUGAGAGCAAUGUUGGAGUCAGAGUGCAGUCACCCUCUUGACAUGCCAUCGGGACCAUACAUUUUGACUGUUGAAUGAAGGCUCCCGUCCGAUCUUGUCCAAUUGGACGUCCUGAUUGUCUGCCAUUGCGUCGCACUUGUCAUGGCGAACUUUGGAAUACCAUUGAACAUGAAAGCCAAGAAAGCGCGAAUAUUGUCGUUACACUAGAUAUCGUGAAACGCUGUGGUAGGUUACAAAGACGAAGAAGUCCCAUCC